This is a messenger RNA of Salvelinus fontinalis (brook trout), 5573 nucleotides long. Its product is annotated as ammonium transporter Rh type A-like. The record is from RefSeq and is a predicted model, not a curated record. Gene Ontology annotation, biological process: ammonium transmembrane transport; ammonium homeostasis. NCBI's taxonomy places the organism in Eukaryota, Metazoa, Chordata, Actinopteri, Salmoniformes, Salmonidae. The transcript has 11 exons. Gene Ontology annotation, cellular component: plasma membrane. Bases 157 to 1473 code for a protein of 438 amino acids. Gene Ontology annotation, molecular function: ammonium channel activity.
CACCAGUUGCUCUCCACCCGUCAGCCUAUUACCACAAGCCCCAAAAGAUAGAUAGGGAGAGAGAAAAAAAGUGAGCGUGUAUCAGAGACAGAGGGUCAGCCUGAGAUAAACAGAGAGAGAGCGAGAGAGAGACACACACAGUUAGUUAAUUUUGGCAUGCCUGCAAACUCCACCAACAUGAGGCUGAAGUUUCCCAUCCUGGCUCUGACUCUGGAGAUUAUCACCAUCAUCCUGUUUGCUGUGUUUGUGGACUACGAUGAUGGGAAACACGGGGGGCACGGAGCCCACAACACCACACACCACGAGGAGAAGACGGAACAGGAUCCUCUGACCCUUUAUCCCAUGUUCCAGGAUGUCCACGUUAUGAUCUUCAUUGGCUUCGGCUUCCUGAUGACCUUUCUGAAGAGAUAUGGCUUCAGCAGCGUGGGCCUCAACCUGCUCCUGGCCGCCUUUGCUCUGCAGUGGGGUCUAAUCAUGCAAGGCCUCUGGCACCUGGACGACGGCAAGAUCAAAGUCUCCAUCUUCAAGAUGAUCAACGCAGAUUUCAGCACAGCCACGGUUCUGAUCUCGUUCGGGGCAGUGCUGGGUAAAACCAGUCCCGUCCAGCUCCUCAUCAUGACCAUCCUGGAGAUCACCAUCUUCAGCAUCAACGAACAUCUGGUGGCCGAAAUCCUGGAGGCCAAUGAUGUUGGGGCCUCCAUGAUUAUCCAUGCCUUUGGGGCGUACUUCGGUCUCGCAGUGGCCCGCAUGCUGUACCGGCCAGCUCUGAGGAAUGGCCAUGAGAACAAUGGCUCUGUUUACCACUCUGACCUCUUCGCCAUGAUCGGUACCGUGUUUCUCUGGAUGUUCUGGCCCAGUUUCAACUCUGCCAUCGCUGAACCUGGCACUGAUCAGCUCAUGGCGGUGACCAACACCUACUUCUCCCUGGCUGCCUGUGUACUCUCUGCCUACGCUGUCUCCAGCCUGGUGGAGCACAAAGGGAAACUGGACAUGGUCCACAUCCAGAAUGCCACUCUGGCCGGAGGUGUUGCCGUGGGAACCUGCGCUGACAUGGACAUCGGCCCUUUUGGUGCCAUGAUCAUCGGGUUCGUGGCUGGCAUCGUCUCCACCCUGGGCUUCAAGUUCCUCACUCCAAUCCUGGCAUCCAACCUGGGCAUCCAGGACACCUGUGGUGUCCACAAUCUGCACGGCAUGCCUGGCAUCCUCGGGGGUAUCGCUGGCAUUGUGGCUGUCGCUCUGGGCAAGAAGAACGGGAGUGCUGCCAUGCAGGGUGCAGCCCUGGCCUCAUCCCUUGGGUUCGCUUUGGUUGGAGGAACUAUUACAGGUCUGAUAAUGAAGCUUCCAUUCUGGGGACAGCCUCCAGAUCAGAACUGCUUUGAUGAUUCAAUCUAUUGGGAGGUUCCUGAGGAGGAGGAGGAGGAGGAGGAGGGCGAGGAGAGCCUGGCUCACGGAAACCAAAAAGCAGAGGCGUAAAGCUCCCACUCUUUGCUGCACAUUCACGACCUACAACCCUCUGAGCUAGAGAUGGGAAAGUGAGGAAUCAUGAACCACACAUUAGACAUUGGGUGUACUCUAUCUCAAUAGUUUUAACUGGCUUCCUCUCCUUGUGUCACCUCUCCUUCAUCUAAUUGGUAGAUCCCUACCAGGACUUCAUGCGUCACCCGUCUAAUUUCUUGACCAUCAGUGCAGAGGACGUAAAGGAGAGAAGCUAUGUUGUACUAUUGAAUUCAACCCAGGAUGGCCAAUGCUGUGAAAUUGUCAGUUAUUUUCAACUACUGCAUAAAUAAUUAGAUUGACAUGAGACAAAUUGAGAUCAUAUCGUGAUUCAUGCUACCUUAUUAAGACAUCUCUAAAUCAACUCGAUCAGCAGGGAAAUGUUAGCCUAUGUUGCACUUUUCUGUGUAACCAAACUAGGUCCUGAUUGUCCAUAGAUUUGUACUAAAUAUUUUAAUCUUCAAUUGAAAAGAGUAGGUCCACUGAAGAGCAUUUGGGAAACAUGUCAUAGCUCAUUAUAAUUUCAACUAAAGUGUAAGAGGUGGGUGUGUUACAAUGCAAUUGAAAUAAUAUUGUAAAGAUUUUCUUUUCUUAAAUGAAUCAUGUUUACAGAAACUCAUUUCAAACAACAUGCUUGCAGUGCUUUGGAUGUGUUAGUCUGAAAAUGUAUUUAAAUUAAGCAGCAUUUUGAUAUAAAUGAUCCUGAAUAAGUUGCAUUGACACAUUAACUGUUCUUUCACACAAUUGGAGGAAAGAUACUUUCAGGGAUUCGUUUUUUACACUGAAUUUGAUGACCACCGUUCUGAGCCAUUAUAAAGUGUAUAGAAAUAGUAGAAACAGUAUAUCAAGCUGACAAUAUCACCAAUUGUCUCACAUGUUUUGUGACGCUAUCGAAAUGUUAACAGACAUCUGUUUUGCCUCAUUAGUUAGGGCUAUACAUUGUAUGUUUUUCUCAACGCGUCUUUUUAUGUCGCCAUCCAACUGACAUAGCCGAUAUUGUGUGCUAGGCCUUGUUUAAUGAAUAAAAUCAACUGCUACUUUAGCCUGCUGCAGAGCUAGGCCGCGUGACUGGAGCUCCCUACUCCUACUGGAGAGAAUCUGAUACCAGACCAGGUGGCAAUGUUUAGGCAGUAGCUAAGGGCCGGGAUUUAUCAAGCGUCUCAGAGUGGGGUUGCUGAUCUUGGAUCAGUUUUACCUUUCUAGAUCAGCACUCCUGAGACGCUUUAUAAACACGGGCACAGGUCUCACGGGGAAUGGAGCUGGGCCAAAAUGGGUUCUGCAUUAAGCUACUCCCUGUGUGCAUCCAAAUACUCUUAAGGUUCCCCUUCUUCUACCCCAGUAUCCUCACUGCUAAAGUGGAGUUGAGUGUCUUUGAUUUUCAUUUCACCGUCUAAGUUUUUUCAAAUACAGAAAGUCAAUUGAAAUCUGACAUGUCCAAUUAAAAACCGGAUAGUCUACAUGUCACAUGGAUUCAGAAUAAAUGGGGCAUGAGAAAGAAAGCCACUGAGAGAUUUAGGAUACAUAAGCUUUCUUUAUUUCUUUCACUUCUUAUUGUAACCUCUUAAUGCUAGUUACAUAAUGGAUAUAGUCAGUUUCUCUAAAUCCCUGCACCUAGGACUAACAAUUGGUACUUAGUGAUUCAGAUUACAAGUAUGUAUUUAUACACUGAGUGUACAAAACAUUAAGAACACUUUCAUCAUAUUGAGUUGCACCCCCCCUUUCCCUCAGAAUAGCCUCAAUUUGUUGGGUCAUGGACUCUACAAGGUGUCGAAAGCGUUCCACAGGGAUGCUGGUCCAUGUUGACUCCAAUGCUUGACACCAAAGGUGUUCAAUGGGGUUGAGGUCAGGGCUCUGUGCAGGCCAGUUAAGUUCUUCCACACCAAUCUCGACCAACCACUUCUGUAUGGACCUCGCUUUGUGCACGGGGUUAUUGUCAUGCUGAAACAGGAAUGUGCCUUCACCAAAAUGUUGCCACAAAGUUGGAAGCACAGAAUCGUCUAGAAUGUCAUUGUAUGCUGUAGCAUUAAAAUUUCCCACAGUUGUGUCAAGUUGGCUGGGUGUCCUUUAGGUGGUGGACCAUUCUUGAUACACAUGGGAGACUGUUGAGUGUGAAAAACCCAGCAGCGUUGCAAUUCUCAACACAAACCAGUGUGCCUGGCACCUACUACCAUACCCCGUUCAAAGGCACUUAAAUAUUUUGUCUUGCCUUUUCACCCUCUGAAUGGCACACAUACACAAUCCAUGUCUCAAUUGCCUCAAGGAUGAAACAAAAUCCUUCUUUAACCUGUCUCCUCCCCUUCAUCUACACUGAUUUAACAAGUUACAUCAAUAAGGAAUCAUAGCAUUCACCUGGUCAGUCUGUCAUGGAAAGAGCAGGUAUUUAUAAUGUUUUGUACACUCAGGCUAUAUCGCAACCAUUUUGUUGAAUAAAGCUAAAGUGAUACCUGAAAAUGCAGGAGGAAAAUAGUCAACAAUAGUUCCUGUACUAGACCAUUGUAGCAGGUAAAGAUGAAACUGGCUACCUGGCUACCUGGCUCAAACGAUGCUUGUCUAACAUCUCAUUCCAAAAUCAUGGGCAUUAAAAUGGAGUUGGUCCCACCUUUGUUGCUAUAACAGCUUACUUUUGGCCAUGUAGUGUAGCUAGAUAAAAGUAGUACAUUUGGCUGAUGUAGUAGCCUAUGUGUGAUUUAGAUGUAAUGCUUAGAACACCAGCAGGCAAUACUUUAAAAAAAAAUGCUUGAUAUGACCUAAACUUUUUUGUUACAGAAAACGAAUAUGUAUUACAUUUUUGUUAAUGUAUAAAUAUUUAUACUGUAAUUUAUGAAUAUGGUUUUAUACAAUAUAAGAGUGACUGUGUGUGUUCUUUGACAUGAUUCCAUUGCAUUAUCACCAUCAACAUUCUUUCCACAAACAGAACGUAGAAGGCGUGAUGGAGUGUUGUACAUUUUCAAGGGCCAAGACCCAUGCACUAAUUGUGCUUUCAAGACAAUCAGAGCUCUAGAAAGAUACCAGAGAGUCGGAUGACCAUUCAAAACGAAUUUUCCCAGUCGGAGCUCGUUUUUUUCAUCGUUUCCAGUUGUCGUGAACUAAUGCAUUGUUCAAAACAACUGAGAACUCGGAACUGGGAACUCGGUCAUUUCCGACUUCCACUUCAGUUGCAACACUGAAGUCGAAAAUAUGACAUUUCCGAGUUCUCAGUUGAUUUGAACAAGGCAUAAUGAUUCUUCAUCCUUUGACCACAUAUACCGCAAUUUGUCAGUGGAUGACACGUCCGAUGAUUUGACACGCAACCAUUGGUUGUUGCGUCUCCUCGCCUAGCUAUGGAACGAACUCCCAAAUUCCAUGUUUUAUUAUGAGUUUCUUAUUUUUAAUUGAGAAAUUUUAAAUAAACUAUGAGAGGUCAGGUUUAUUCUGUAUGAAGAGCAUAAAAUAUGUCACAUAAUUAUUUUGUGUAUUCAGAACUCGUGUAUCCUAUCAGAGACAGGUAUUUUCUCUCUUUCUGUUUGAAUUAUUACCUUGCUACCAAGCCAUCAAAAGCAAAAAUAACGUAUCCGCAACGAGGUUUAAAAAUAUUGUGGUGUUCCUUUAAUAAAUUAACGGUGCAUUGUGGGAUGUAAAAUGGCUCCAUGGUGUUGUCAGCAAACUAGCCAACCAGUCAACUCUUACAGCCAUAACGUUACAUUUACAAAUAACUACCGUCGAUGAAGCAUUGCUAUUAAUUGCUGAAUAGUAGUAUAGAGAAUAUAGCUUUGAGAAUCAACAACUUUUAUUGCAUUCACCUCUUUUUUCGUCGAGACAACAGCCACCAUGUCUGCCAACUUAGACAAAGUGAGAAGUCAGUCCAGCACAAGAAGAGAUGAUAGAAGAAGUACUGAGUCCUCCACAAGAAGAGAUGACAUUAGAAGAGAUGACAAAAGAUGUACAGAGACUGCCAGAAGAAGAGAUGACCGAAGAAGUACUGAGACUGCCAGAAGAAGAUAUGACCGAAGAAGUACUGAGACUGCCACAAGAAGAGAUGACCGAAGAAGUACUGAGACCGCCAUAGGAAGAGAUGACAGAAGAACAACAAGUACAGGUAA